GUCUUUCUUGACUUUCUCUCUAUUAAAAUCCAAAGCAAAGGCCUGAUAAAUCUGUUGUUUUAUUGUUGAUCUCUUUUUGCUUGUUCUCUCCUUCUUCAAAGCCAAAGAACUCUCCUUAUAUCUCUCUACCCUUUUUCUCUCGCAAACUCUAAAAACAUCAAAGAGAGCUUAAAAGCAAAAGAAUCAAUGGCAGUCGAAGCUCGUAAUAUGAAUCUUUUCCCUCCUCAGUUAAUCCCUAAUGGAGAUUUUAUGAAAGGUAAUCAAGGGAGUGGAAAUAUACACAACACCCAGAUGCAGCAAGAAGUUUCACAGAUUUUCCCUGCAGUUUAUCAGUCGCUUGUACGUGAUCCGAUUUCAGCCAAAGCUGAUAGUGGGGUUACUUAUAAUAUGAAUAUCCCAGUUUCGGCCCCAAGGAAAAGGCCUAGGGAUUCAUAUUCAUACACGGUUGCUCGAAAGAACGACUUUUGUGGGGUUUCUUCUGUUCUUGACGAUGAUGUCUUUUCCCAGAUCCAACAACAACAACAACAAGAAAUCGACCGUUUCAUUGCUCAACAUACAGAAAAAGUGAGGUUGGAGGUUGAAGAAAGGAGGAAGAGGCAAUCGAGGAUGUUGAUUACAGCGAUCCAAGAAGGGGUUAUGAAGAAACUGAAGGAAAAAGAUGAAGAGAUACAAAGAAUGGGGAAACUGAACUGGGUUCUUCAAGAAAGAGUGAAAAGCCUGUAUUUAGAGAACCAACUGUGGAGGGACUUGGCGCAAACGAACGAAGCCACCGCCAAUUCCUUACGCACCAAUCUAGAGCAAGUCCUUGCCCACGUCGGUGAGGAACGUCACGCCAGCGGCGGAGGAGCGGCCGGGUUGGCCGACGACGCGGAAUCUAGCUGUGGAAGCAGCGAUGAAGGGUGGCGCAAGGUGGUGUUGCCGCCUACUCAGCCACAUGAUACGACGGCAGCGGUGGUUGGGAACGGUAAUAAUAAUGGAAGGAAGUGUAGAAAGUGUGGGGAGAAAAAGUCAAGUGUGCUGUUGCUGCCAUGCAGGCAUCUCUGUCUCUGUACAAUGUGUGGGUCCACUCUGGUAGGCACUUGCCCUGUUUGUGACUCUGUCACCAAUGCCAGUGUUCAUGUUAACAUGUCUUGAAACAAUUUUUUUUUUCUUUUUUAGAUAUUUUAGUGAAAACAAAACAGCAAAAAAGAAAAGAAAAAAAAAGAAAAGCAAAUGCAAAUAUGUUUUUAAGAAAUGGAUCAUAGAAAAUUUCUUUAUUUUUUUCCAAAUGUGACUGUUUAUCUUUCACCAUUGGGUUUUGUUUUUUAUUGAAUUUGGCAGAGAGAGAAAGGGUGGAAUGUUAAUGUAUUAGGGUAAAAAGAAGGGUUUUUUUGAUAAAUUAGAAGAACCCACGCGGUGAAAAAGAUAUGGUUUUGUGACCACUGUGAUGGACUGUGUGGGGGUAGGGAAUCUUGAUGACCAAACUGUAAAGUAAAUAUUUAAAGCUAUUAUUUUUCAUUUAGUAAAUGGCAAAAAAUUAUAAAAAGUCAUAAGAGUUUUGGAUUAAA
This is a messenger RNA of Gossypium arboreum, 1547 nucleotides long. Its product is annotated as BOI-related E3 ubiquitin-protein ligase 1-like. The coding region runs from base 187 to 1134 and encodes 315 amino acids. The record is from RefSeq and is a predicted model, not a curated record. The transcript is spliced from 3 exons. Gene Ontology annotation, molecular function: ubiquitin-protein transferase activity. Gene Ontology annotation, biological process: regulation of programmed cell death. Lineage: Eukaryota; Viridiplantae; Streptophyta; Magnoliopsida; Malvales; Malvaceae.